Messenger RNA from Myotis brandtii (Brandt's bat), 366 nucleotides. It is a transcript of the gene RPS21, whose product is annotated as ribosomal protein S21. NCBI's taxonomy places the organism in Eukaryota, Metazoa, Chordata, Mammalia, Chiroptera, Vespertilionidae. Gene Ontology annotation, cellular component: cytosolic small ribosomal subunit; ribosome. Gene Ontology annotation, molecular function: structural constituent of ribosome. The transcript is spliced from 5 exons. The coding region runs from base 63 to 314 and encodes 83 amino acids. The record is from RefSeq and is a predicted model, not a curated record. Gene Ontology annotation, biological process: translation; endonucleolytic cleavage in ITS1 to separate SSU-rRNA from 5.8S rRNA and LSU-rRNA from tricistronic rRNA transcript (SSU-rRNA, 5.8S rRNA, LSU-rRNA); endonucleolytic cleavage to generate mature 3'-end of SSU-rRNA from (SSU-rRNA, 5.8S rRNA, LSU-rRNA).
ACGGGUCCGGGCGCGCGGACCCAGCUUGUUCUCACACGCGGGGUCUCUUAGGUGCACUCGACAUGCAGAACGACGCCGGCGAGUUCGUGGACCUGUACGUGCCGCGGAAAUGCUCCGCCAGCAACCGCAUCAUCGGCGCCAAGGACCACGCGUCCAUCCAGAUGAACGUGGCCGAGGUUGACAAGGUGACAGGCAGGUUCAACGGCCAGUUUAAAACCUAUGCUAUCUGCGGGGCUAUCCGCAGGAUGGGUGAGUCAGACGACUCCAUUCUCCGACUGGCCAAGGCCGAUGGCAUCGUCUCAAAGAACUUCUGACUGAAGGCAUCACAGAUGUGAAAUUUGUCAUAAAUAAAUAGUGGAAACACCC